CAGAAAGCUAGGUAGAUUUAAUAUUUGUGCAAGCCAUUACAAAGAAACAAAAUGGUUGCAAUCUCAAACAAGUAUCAAAGGUUUUUGAAAGGAGAGUAUGUUCCUGUGUAUAUGACUUUUGGAGGCAUAUUGAUGUCUACAUCUUUGGGAUUGUUCACUGCAAUGAAGGAACUUGUCACUGCUCCAAAUGUCAUGGUUAGCAAAAGGAAGAGAAAGGAGAUUCCUGAAGUAGAAGAGCCUGAAUAUGUUCUUGAUAAGUCUGAGGCAUUUGUAAGUAACAGCAUAUUCAGAAGAUUGGCGAAAAAUUCAGGGUCUUAUGAAGAUCUUAGAAGAAGAAUGUCUUCUGGAUUAUCUUUCACUGAUCGAGAGAGAAGAUUCUAAGUACAGAAAUAUCUAAACCAGUUGGAGAAGAAACAUGAUGGAUUGGAGUUGUAGUUGUGUUUGAAAUAGGUUUGUACAUACGGAUGGAUAUGCCAAUGGCUGUGUAUGGUAUAUGUUUGAUGAGAAUUAUAUAGACUAUGUGUGUAUGUCUCGUCUGGAGAUCAUCAGAACGAGAAUAUAAUGUAUAUAUAUCUUUCUGAAGUGAGAAUACAAUGUAUAUAUGUUUUCUUUUCACUGGAAUAAUGUGUACAUGUGUUGACUUUAAGAAACCACAAGAAAGGAUAUGCCUUUCCCUGGAAUGUAGUAAAAUAUAUUCUAGAGAUGUUUCGUUCAAGUGAUAAGGAAGAUGGUUGUGGGGU
Molecule: messenger RNA, 740 nt
Organism: Cryptomeria japonica (Japanese cedar)
Lineage: Eukaryota; Viridiplantae; Streptophyta; Pinopsida; Cupressales; Cupressaceae
Exons: 3
Coding region: 52-381 (109 amino acids)
Source: RefSeq, a predicted model, not a curated record